AUGGCUGCUCCAUCAGCUACCACCACCUUAAUGACCUUCCUCGUACGCACGCCUCCAACCACCCGGUCCGUCAGUCUGUUUGGGUCCUGGGACAACUUUGCCAAAGGAUACCGCAUGGAGAAAGACUCGCGCACCGGCAGAGGCCACUGGAGAGGAUGCCACACUUUUACCAAUAUAAUAUGUGACGGCCACGGGAACCCGAUCUAUCCAGGCCGGGAUGGCGGCUUGAAGAUGGGGGGAACAUAUUGGUACUAUUACAUUUUGGACGGUGACUUUGACUUCUACAAUGAGUCUGAGGCCUGGACUACUUCUUGUCCUUUACUUCCCGGACAGCCACUCAACGUGCUUAAUGUCCCUAUAUACCUGCCUCCCUCAAUUACUUCCCAUGGCCGCAACGAUAGCACGAGCUCUCAGCUGUCUGUCCAGCAAACCAUGAACCCGGAGGAUAAGUAUAUCAACCCAAGGCCGCCGCCGCGCCCUCAACUCCCGCGUCUGGCCACUUCUCCAGCUGCUCUUGCACCGCAUGAAGCCCGUGGUUCUCCCAUAUCACCGGCGGGCGCACAUCCCACGCACGGCAGAAGCUUCUCCCAACCUCGCGCGGCCAGUCGUAAGUUUCGAGUCGGUGGGAAGCUGUCUCUCGAUCUGAAACUGCCCAUGAGCAGUCUGGCUCCCAAAUCCUCUGGUCUUCGCACUGCAUUUUUAAACCGUGUGUCGCCUCGUUCCGCGAGCCAUGAGAAUCCAGAGAAGUAUACGAAGCAGGGAACACCAAUGCCUGAGAUAGGCUUGACCAGGAGCACGCCCGUUGCCAGCCCUGCUGUCCCCAAUAAUCAGUCCAAGAGCUAUUAUCUACGGCCAGAGUAUCCCGGCACAUACUCGUCCUCAUCUUCCGCUCUGCCGUCUCCGUGCGGCUCACCGGCCGACCUUGUCAUCGACGACAGGCUCCUUGCUGCUCCUGGUUUCGAUUAUAGCAAUGAUAACAGUUCGGGCCCGUCAUACCCUACCAGCCAUGGCCAGAGCCGUUCCAGGUCCAAGAGUCCAGCCCAUACGCCUCUUAGGAAUUCUAUAAAUUAUGAUGCCAGCCCCAAAUCUUCAGACACGAGCAGCCGAACGUUAGAGGUCCCCUGUAAGCUUGACGUCGCUCCCUCUCCCACGGACCUGUACUCCAAACGUCUCCCUACGCUUCCCAACAGCCCUUCCUCCGUCUUAGAUGAAUCAUACGGCUCCAUGUGGACCUCCAACUACCCGCCCCUAGACCUCGAGCACCUACACAGUCACUUCUCAAAAUCUACGGUGGCCUCACGCCCCGACUCUCCAUUACUCCCAGGCGGCAGCCGAUUCUCUGAAUGCAGCACAGACACAGAAAUAGUGUCUCCGUGCUCCAUGACGUCCUCGUCGACAUUCAAUAAUGAGACGAAUUCUCCGGACAACUAUAACUUCUCCACAAGCACGUCGCUGGAUAGUAACCUGUCAAGUAUUGGUUCCGAGCACAACAAAGACGAACCGAUCUCCAAGAACUAUACAGAUUGUUUUGGGAUUUCUGACCUUCAUAUCGAUCAUCAGUCCAUAGACGGAGUCAAAGAUGAACCUCCGUUUUCGUGGAUGACGUCGGACCCUUUCAGCGAUGAGAACCCCAGCCGCGUCGCAUCUGGCAAAUCAUCGUUCGCCGUACUCAGUCCUCGAACGCAGGGGUUCAAUCAUAAUGAAGACCAUCCUGAUGUUACUAUCCAUAACAUGAUGCAAGAACUGAUUGAUGAAAUGAGCUAUCUCGGGGAUAUGAUCGAUGCUAGCCCCGAUCAGUUCUAA
Molecule: messenger RNA, 1803 nt
Organism: Arthroderma uncinatum
Lineage: Eukaryota; Fungi; Ascomycota; Eurotiomycetes; Onygenales; Arthrodermataceae
Exons: 3
Coding region: 1-1803 (600 amino acids)
Source: RefSeq, a predicted model, not a curated record